AUGUUCAAGGCUUUCUACCCCAGGAGGAGGCUGUUGGGUGUGCUUGUGUGCUUUUUGUUUGUUUUCUUCGUCUUUUUACCCGCAACUCAUUCAGCACCUGUUGGGCCCGUCAUCUCCGACUCAAAUAAUAAUGUGGAACCCAUCCGAAGGCAGCAACCGCAUGGUUAUGUGAGGCCAAGAGUGACAAAUGCAAACGGAGAACCCAAUGCCAUCAGAGAGAAUUCCAACGAGGAUUCUCUCAACAAACUUUUGAACUCGCAGCUAAACAAGGCAAUGUUACAAACGCGACCAAGAAACAACGAAGACACGGCCCCGCGUACUUUGGACAAUGAAAAACUCUCGAUAGAGACUAGAGCGAUAAUAAAAUCCGAGAUCUAUGUGGAUCAGAUCUCUGCUCCCACAGUGACCCCAACCCCAACGGCUGUGGUAGAAAAGCCAAAAGAGCAUGCAGCUCGACAGAAGCCUCUUACAGGUAAUGACUUGGUGUCGAAGGGCUCAUCUCUGAAUCUGGUGGCUAGUGAUCUGAAUAUCGCCAGGCCCAUAAAAGACAUUACGCUGGAUUUCAGCGCCGAUGAAUAUCCCGUCCACGCCCAGUUGCUACGGAAAUAUGGCAAGGAUUUUGAGAGUGGGUCGCUGGAUUACAAGUGUGAAAAGUACUUUGACGAACUGUACUCAUUGGACUCUGAUUGGAGCGUUUCUCCUCACAAGCAGAAAUACGACGACGAUCAGCUAGCGCAGAUGGUCCAUCGCACAAAGCACCUGACAACUUACGGUCACUGCUUUCUCAACCAUAGUGACGAAAACAGGAUCCGGUCUUACAGAAAGCUGAUUGAAUCAGGACACCGUGACAUCGAUUUGCGCGUGUUCCCUUACCUGAGCCGGCAAAUGCCUGUCUUUGUUAGAUGGACUGGUGAGCAGGUUCUGGAGCCCCCAAAAAUGACCAGCUACCUGGACGGCGCUUCAAACGACCCGGAUCUCUCGCAACUUAGCAAAUCAAAGCUGCAAGUGACGGACGAAUCAGGACCAACUUUGGCAAACGAAUACCCCUUUUUCCUGCACUACAAGAAUCUGGUCAACGGGAAAGGCGUUGUGAUAUCGUGCUCGGAUAAAUUCUUGAACGACACGCUAGCGCUGAUCCGCAAUUUGCGCGCUCUGGGAACAAAAUUGCCAGUGCAAAUAGUACACCGUGGCGACCUGUCGCUCGACUCUCAAUGGGCACUCGUUCGCGAGGCGAGAAAAACCGACAUAUAUUAUCCUCAAGAACAGUUUAUGCGGCUCAGACAGUUGGGUCACGAGGAUUUCGAUGCAACGUUCCCGAAACUGGAGCUCUGGUUCGUGGAUGUGUCGCGCGCGCUGACUCCUCAGUACGCCUCUGAGUUUCCCAAUUUUUACAACAAGCUUCUGGCGUACCUGUUCAACUCGUUUGACGACGUGGUGCUGCUGGAUUGCGACGUUGUGUUGUUCCGCAAGCCUGAGCAGCUAUUCCUGCUCUCGCAGUACAAGCGCUCGCAAAGCGUAUUUUUCAAGGACAGAAGCCUCAACCUCAAGGUCAACCAUGGGUUCAUUGACUUUCUCAAACGCUUGUUGCCAACGGCCACUGAUAGCUCCUUUUUUGGCAUCAACAGGGCCUCGUACAAGACUCUAGGAACACGCUAUUUUGUUUUGGAGUACGGACAUUACAUGGAGUCCGGUGUGGUAGCCAUCAAGCGGACAAGGUACUGGCAGGGCCUUUUCGUGACGCUCUAUCUGAGUCUCAUAAAGCCAAUUCACGAGAACGUGUGGGGAGACAAGGAGUUGUUCUGGCUUGGCCAAUCUGUGGCGGGCAACGAGGAAUACCUGUUCAAUGACUACUGGUCUGCAGCGAUCGGCACGCUGACAGAUCCCGGAAAAAGGGCGCCGUAUAAAUCCCAGGAGCUUUGUUCAACGCACCCAGGACACAUAUCAUCCGACGACGAUCGACUAUUGUGGAUCAAUUCGGGAAUCCUCACAUGCAGGAAAACUGAGACUUUUGAGAAUGAUUUCGACGUGUACAACGCAACGCUAGGAUUCGAGACCAAACAAGAGCUGCACGAAUAUUACAGGUCUCCUUUAAGGAUUGAGCACGCAAUCGUUCCUCCAGACGCCAUGUACUGGGUGGACAGCUUCGACACGCCACGGGAGCCAAGACAGGGCUACAUCAAGCAGUACAACUGUGCGGCCUACCUAUGGUGUGCCUAUGACAAGAUCGGUGGUUCGGAGUUCCCUGAGCACCAGGGGAAGGUUUUUAGGUUUGAAACGGCAGACACUUUGCUGUUUGACUACGUGGGCAAGGUCUAUUUGGGUGCAGCAUAG
Ogataea angusta is the source of this 2331-nucleotide messenger RNA. RefSeq lists its product as uncharacterized. Gene Ontology annotation, cellular component: Golgi apparatus. Gene Ontology annotation, biological process: protein O-linked glycosylation. The record is from RefSeq and is a predicted model, not a curated record. The coding region runs from base 1 to 2331 and encodes 776 amino acids. The transcript has a single exon. Gene Ontology annotation, molecular function: alpha-1,3-mannosyltransferase activity. Lineage: Eukaryota; Fungi; Ascomycota; Pichiomycetes; Pichiales; Pichiaceae.